This is a messenger RNA of Tripterygium wilfordii, 1788 nucleotides long. Its product is annotated as methyltransferase-like protein 17, mitochondrial. The record is from RefSeq and is a predicted model, not a curated record. Gene Ontology annotation, molecular function: structural constituent of ribosome; methyltransferase activity. The transcript has 12 exons. NCBI's taxonomy places the organism in Eukaryota, Viridiplantae, Streptophyta, Magnoliopsida, Celastrales, Celastraceae. Gene Ontology annotation, biological process: translation. The coding region runs from base 53 to 1573 and encodes 506 amino acids. Gene Ontology annotation, cellular component: mitochondrial small ribosomal subunit.
GCAUAACCUUCUCCGAGGAGGCGAGUACGGGAAACGAAGCUCAUCUCCAAUAAUGGCGUCAGUCGUCACAGAAACCGCUCAAAAGAUCUUCACACCAGAGACUCUCCGCUCCGCAGCCAAGCAAUCCAAAGGAUGCCUCGUCGUCCCAGUCCGCCUCCGCCGCGCCAUCAAACGAUACAUCAAAGAGCAAGAUGAUCCGCACAUGAGGCGGGAGGUGAUGAGAUUAUCAGAGUCAUUCUGUGAAAUCAAGGAAGUCAAUCUGCAACUCGCGGCAACGACAUCGAGGGAGCUAGUGGAGGACCCUAUGAAAUCUAUGGAGGGAUCCAAACGCUGGAAAAUCAAAAGCGGUUAUGGUGACAUCGGGCUUGAGUACAAAGACCGCCAGACUGCUGCUUAUAUUGCCUCUCGCAUGCCCGCUAACUACUCUGCCUGCUACAGAGUCUUAAGUGAGGUUCGAAGAAGACUACCAGAUUUCUCUCCAACAAAAGUCUUGGAUUUUGGUGCUGGUACUGGUUCAGCUUUGUGGGCAACGAGAGAAGUGUGGCCACAGUCUUUGGAGAAGGUGAACUUAGUGGAGCCAUCCCAAUCGAUGCAGCGGGCAGGUCGGAGUCUUAUACAAGGUAUGAAAAAUCUGCCAAUAAUUCAUGGCUAUGGUAGUAUUGAAGCACUGACCAAAAAGAUCAAAAAGUCAGAGAGAAAGCAUGACCUUGUAAUUGCUUCUUAUGUGCUUGGAGAGUUACCAUCACUACAGGACAGAAUUACUAUUGUCCGCCAGCUUUGGGAUCUUACACAAGAUGUUUUGGUUUUAGUUGAACCAGGGACGCCACAUGGGUCUAAUAUCAUAUCUCAGAUGCGAUCUCAUAUAUUAUGGAUGGAGAAAAGGAAAUGCCGUAAAUCUAUGAAAGCAAACAGUAAAGCCGGUAAAGACUUGGUAGAUCUCAAAAGUGGCGCAUAUAUAGUUGCUCCUUGCCCCCAUGAUGGGCGUUGUCCGUUGGAGAAUUCUGGGAAAUAUUGUCACUUUGUUCAGCGUUUGCAGAGAACAUCAUCACAACGUGUAUACAAGCGUUCUAAAGGGGACCCUUUACGUGGAUUUGAAGAUGAAAAAUUCAGCUACAUUGCUUUCAGACGAGGACAACGGCCUCAGAAACCUUGGCCUCUUGAUGGAAUGACAUUUGAGACUUUAAAGGAGCAGCUUGCGAAAAGAAAACCGGAAGAUCUGGUGAUUGAUUAUGAGGACUUCAUUAAAAUGCAAACUGAAAUUGUUCCGUACAAAGAAUAUGAUCGAGCAGCCAAUGAUUCUGACGUUGAAAUUGAUGCUGAUGAUGACGAAGACGAAGAGGAAAACGAGGAAGAGGAAGAAGAACGAGCUCAUGCUGAUCUCGGGGGAGGUUGGGGACGUAUUAUUUUCAGCCCUGUUAGGAGGGGCAAACAGGUUCACAUGGAUGUCUGCAGAUCAGUUACGCGUGAUGGCUCUGAGGGAUCUUUUGAGCACGUAGUCAUGACAAAGAGUAAGAACCCUACGUUACACCAUCAGGCUCGAAGAUCUCUAUGGGGUGAUUUAUGGCCUUUUUGAAGUUCUUAAUCCCUGCAAAUAGUAGGAGCCUUAUUGGUCAUUGUAAAUGCUAAUGCCGCUUAAAUGUUGAUGGUAUUUAUUCUUUGAUGUUGGCAAUAUGUAUUUUGCUUGUUGUUACCCUUUUCUGAAUGACCUACUUUGAAUGGUCAUACAAGAAGCAUUCUUUGUACCAAUAUUGAAUGAGCAAUUGAAUUGAAAAAACAUUGAUACAGGGA